Molecule: messenger RNA, 1476 nt
Organism: Gavia stellata (red-throated loon)
Lineage: Eukaryota; Metazoa; Chordata; Aves; Gaviiformes; Gaviidae
Gene: UNCX
Product: UNC homeobox
Exons: 3
Coding region: 1-1476 (491 amino acids)
Biological process (GO): regulation of DNA-templated transcription
Molecular function (GO): sequence-specific double-stranded DNA binding; DNA-binding transcription factor activity, RNA polymerase II-specific
Source: RefSeq, a predicted model, not a curated record
AUGAUGGACAGCCGCAUCCUGGAGCAUCCCCAUGCCCAGUUCGGGGGUAUGGUGGGUUUCCCUUACCCGCUCGGCCACCACCACGUCUACGAGCUGGCCGGGCACCAGCUGCAGUCGGCGGCCGCCUCCGUCCCCUUCUCCAUCGAUGGAUUACUGAGCGGCUCCUGCGCCGCCUCCGUGGUCAACCCGGCGCCGCUCAUCCCCUCCGGCUGCGGGGUGAGCGGGGACAGCCAGCCCUUCAAGCUCGCAGACUCGGGUGACCCGGACAAAGAAAGUCCUGGCUGUAAAAGAAGACGAACCCGCACCAAUUUUACUGGCUGGCAGCUCGAGGAGCUGGAAAAGGCGUUUAAUGAGAGUCAUUACCCGGACGUGUUUAUGAGAGAGGCUCUGGCUCUCAGGCUGGACUUGGUGGAGUCCAGAGUGCAGGUCUGGUUCCAAAACCGCCGGGCCAAAUGGAGAAAGAAAGAGAACACGAAGAAGGGCCCGGGGCGGCCGGCUCACAACUCUCACCCCACGACGUGCAGCGGGGAGCCCAUGGACCCCGAGGAGAUCGCCCGCAAGGAGCUGGAGAAGAUGGAGAAGAAGAAGCGCAAGCACGAGAAGAAGCUCCUCAAAAGCCAGAGCCGCCACCUGCACUCGCCCAGCGGCCUCUCCCUGCACAGCACGCCCAGCUCCGACAGCGACAGCGGCGGCGGGGGGGGCCUCUCGCCCGCCCCGCCCGAGGCCAAGCCCCGCGGGCAGCCCCCGCCGCACCACCCGCCGCCCCCCGCCGCCGCCGCCCCCUCCGAGCCGCCCCCCGGCGCCUGCGACCAGGCGGCAGAGCCCUUCUACCCCAGCCAAAGAAGCGGGAGCGGGCGGCUCCAGCGCCCGCCCGACAAGGACUGCGCGGCCGCCCCGUCGGGGGACGGCAGCGGGGGCGCGGGGGGGCCCCGCGGCGCCGGCAGCUUCCACAAGCUCAACCCCUUCAGCGUGGAGAGCCUCCUCUCCGACUCGCCCCCCCGCCGCAAGGCCGCCCCGGACUUCCCCAGCCUCCCGCCCUGCGCCCCCCGCACCCUCAUCGGCAAAGGACACUUCUUGCUCUACCCCAUCACCCAGCCCCUGGGCUUCCUCGUCCCGCAGACCGCCCUCAAGGCCAGCCCGGGCCCCGAGGCCGGCCAGCCCCCCCGGGACUCCCCGCUGCCCGCCGCCAACCCCGGCCCGCCCGGCUGCAGCGCGGAGCCGGCGCCCGCCGGUGCCCAGCCCGGCCCCGGCUCCACGGACUCGGCGGCGGCGGCUGCGGCGGGGUCGGUGCCCCCCCCGCCGGCCGGCGCUUCGCCCCGCUCCGCGGCCGCGCACGGUGACCCGGCGGCGGCCGCCCCCGCGGAGGGCGGCAGCUUCCCCCGGCCCAAGUCGCCGGUCCGGGCGCGGGACGCCAGCACAGCCAGGGACAGAUCGGACUGCGGCCCCGCCGACGGCGAGGAGGUGGACAUGGACUGA